Messenger RNA from Leptinotarsa decemlineata (Colorado potato beetle), 1373 nucleotides. It is a transcript of the gene Atf-2, whose product is annotated as Activating transcription factor-2. Lineage: Eukaryota; Metazoa; Arthropoda; Insecta; Coleoptera; Chrysomelidae. Gene Ontology annotation, molecular function: DNA-binding transcription factor activity. Gene Ontology annotation, biological process: regulation of DNA-templated transcription. The record is from RefSeq and is a predicted model, not a curated record.
CGCCACUGGUCGGGGGAAAUGUUUCCAUAAAAUUUGUAAAUAUUAAAUUAAACCUCAAUUUUUUUCCAAAAUAUUGUUAUUGAAAUAUCAUAAAUACUUAGGAGCUGUGAAGGAAAUGAAUGACGCCCAACAAAAACCGUUUGCAUGCACAGUGAAAGGCUGUGAAAUGACUUUUACUAAUAAAGAUCAUUUGGAGUGUCAUCAAAAAAAGCAUGAUAUGAUGUUGAAUUUGGGAUUAGUUAAUAAAAACAACGAUUCUGCCGAUCAGACUCCAACUCCUACAAGAUUCAUUAGAAAUUGCGAAGAGGUCGGCCUUUUCCAAGAUCUACAAAACGUGAAUCCUUUCGACGAAAUUUUCAAGAAAGCUACAGAUAUAGUUAAAAGCGGUGGAACUUUGGAUGUAGCGGAGGCAAACAACUCAGACGACACAUUACAUACGCCGCAUAUUUUACCGCAUAUCGAAGGCAGUAAAGCGAAAACUGCUGUUUGUCAAACCAAACAAGAUGCUACACAUCGGUCUUGUGAUUUCACACUUGGAGGAAUAUAUUCAGACAGCACACCUGAAAAUUCUCUGAAAUCGCCCGAGAAAGACAAUAACUUAACAGAAACUGUUAAAGACAAAAUAAUAAAGACUCUGCAAAAUAAAGAGAAAUUGAAAAAUGAUAAAGCCGUUUUGGCAUCACGUUUUGUAUCAGUUGUACCUUUUAGAGACCUAACGGCAGAGAAACGCUCAGAUGUCAUCAAUAUUGAUAGUGGGUCAGAAAACAGAUCCAGUACUAACGAAACCAAAGAAAAAAUUCGUGAAAUGAACAGAGCUGCUCAAACAAGGUGUCGAAAGCGUAAACAGAUUCGCCUGAGGCAGAUGGAAGAGGAAAUUUGUUCCUUGAGAGAGGAAAAUAAAAGAUUGAAGGUGGAGAAUGAAUUAUUGAAAUGCCAGCUCCUCAAAGAUUUGGGAAAGAACUCCAAAGAUGUUGCUCCAGUCCCAAGUAGAAUUAUCAAACAGCCUGAUUCUCAGAAACAAAAGAAAAUCGCCCCCUCAAUGUCACCCGCUUUACCAAUUAUCAUACACAUUGGACCAAACAUUACCAGCCCGACUAUUCCAGUCAUAACAAAGUCACCUGAGCCGAGUUCUGGGAAAGUUAACGGCCAAGCUACUACAAAAGAUGAUCGCAUCACGAAAUCGGCAAUUGUGAAAAAGAAAUUUUUUCGGAAAAUUAUCCCUAAAAUACGCAUCGAUAAGUGUUAAUACUUGCGUGGAUAUGGAACUAUUUUUAUUCGACACUAAUAAUCAUCUAGUUUCAUCAUCAUCAUCAAUAAAUGAUUGUUUGAAAAAAUUAAUAUUUCGAAAUGAAAUUUCGAAACAUUCAUCUCUU